CGGAGGGGGCUUGCUCGGAAGAAGAGCGAAUAGGUCACUGCACGGAAGUCGGUCCGUUCCGUUGGUAGCCGCGGUCGCGAUAAGUCGGUGCUCUUGUCAGGCGUUUCACGUACACACGCGUUUCCACUCAUACUCAAUCUAACAUUCCAAGGGCCGGGUCCUUCUGCCGUCUCUUCGACACUGCUCUUUGGUAUCUUGCGUAGAGUCCGCACCAUAGCAAACGUCACCAUGUACGCCUGCAGCCGAUUCAUCGCGCCCAUCGCUAAAUCCACCUUGGUCUCCGGCACCAAGACCUAUCUACGGCCGCUGAGCAGUGCCGUGAUCAGCCACAGCCAGUCCUUACAGCAGAAUCAAAUUCAGACGCCCGUCAGUUUGUCACCAAUUGUGCGUAGCUUCCAAACUUCCACAGUCAGUCGUGACAUUGAUUCUGCUGCAAAAUUCAUUGGUGCUGGAGCUGCCACUGUGGGAGUAGCAGGAUCUGGUGCUGGAAUUGGAUCCGUAUUCGGUUCUCUAAUCAUCGGCUAUGCGAGGAAUCCUUCCUUGAAACAGCAAUUAUUCUCAUACGCCAUCUUGGGCUUUGCCCUGUCCGAGGCCAUGGGUCUAUUUUGUCUUAUGAUGGCUUUCCUACUCCUUUUCGCCUUUUAAGCCACAAUAUCUGCAUAAGAAAUUGCUGAUAGUUUUAGUGCGUCACUGCCAAGGCAGCGUCGCUUGGCUCUAUGGGGAAAGGCGACGGCUGUCUCUGGUGCGCGGGAUGCCAUGAAAUCAUUAGAGAAGCUCAGAUUUUCGUGGUUCGAUGGGGUGCGACGGUGCGACAAUGAACAAGAAAGAACAAGGGCUGCAGUACACAUGCAGUUACACGUCAUCGUGCGGACCGUCCCGGCCCUAUCCAAGCCUUCAGCUUGUUUGUAAUUAUUUCAUGGCCUACUGUCUCAUGUAGCGUAUAACUCACAUUGUUAUAAAACAAUUUCAGUGUAACGAAACGAAUAAGACAUUAUUGAAAGUUGAAAUUAAAAGAGAGAAAAAAAAAAAGAAACGACAGCCUCACCCGCAUACCCAUACACGCACGUACGUUAAUCAUCCUGUUUAGAGUGUCCUAUGCGAUAUAGUUCACUCUUCGAAGAUCUUUUUUGUCAUCUAAUGAAUUCAUCAUUGUUGUGCCGUCGCGUACGCACGUUGUUGAGGUAAUUCUUGACGAUAAAAAAAAGAACUGUACAGUAAUAACGAAUAAACACCUUUGUCGUGAACAUA
Molecule: messenger RNA, 1248 nt
Organism: Linepithema humile (Argentine ant)
Lineage: Eukaryota; Metazoa; Arthropoda; Insecta; Hymenoptera; Formicidae
Gene: ATPsynC
Product: ATP synthase, subunit C
Biological process (GO): proton motive force-driven ATP synthesis; proton transmembrane transport
Molecular function (GO): proton transmembrane transporter activity
Source: RefSeq, a predicted model, not a curated record